Messenger RNA from Penicillium expansum, 1818 nucleotides. RefSeq names its product MFS transporter. Gene Ontology annotation, molecular function: transmembrane transporter activity. The transcript is spliced from 3 exons. Lineage: Eukaryota; Fungi; Ascomycota; Eurotiomycetes; Eurotiales; Aspergillaceae. Bases 1 to 1818 code for a protein of 605 amino acids. The record is from RefSeq and is a predicted model, not a curated record. Gene Ontology annotation, biological process: transmembrane transport.
AUGGCCGAUCACCUGCCUGAGGCCGAAGGGUCACAUCUAUCGAGCGAAAAGCCACAACACUCAGCUGAGCUAGAGAGACACACUACGUCAGACUCCAUCGGGUCCUCAACUGGCUCGAGCAUCUCGUCUGUCUAUGACCCACAGGUGCAUAGGCUACAAUCGCGGAAUACAGAGAUCGAUUUGGAACGUCAUCGGACUGGGACCUCGAUAGCAUUGAGCAGGACUGAGACGCAACGCGCCCAACAUGCGCUCACCGUGGGUGAGAGUCUUCGGUCGCGACCGUCGCGCGCUCCAUUGCCAGCUUUCGGUGCGGGCAAGCCCUACCCUCCACCUCUCCCUUCACGGGAGGAUUACGUUGUGGAGUUCGAUGGGCCAGAUGACCCGUUAUACCCGCUGAACUGGCCUAUCAAGAAGAAAUGCUACAUCAGCGCCAUCCUCGCCUUCACCAGUAUUUGCUCCACCUUCGAUUCCGCCGUUUUUAGUUCUUCAUCUAGCCAUGUCUCGAGUCACUUCGGCGUCGGCCUUGAAGUCGCCAUCCUCUCCAGCUCUCUAUACAUCGUCGGCUACGCCUCAGGUCCCUUGAUCUGGGCUCCCCUAUCCGAACUCCAGGGCCGUCGUAUUCCCAUUAUUAUCGCCAUGUUCGGAUUUGGCGUCUUCAAUAUCGCAGUGGCAGUCUCAAAGGACCUGCAAACACUCCUAAUUUCCCGAUUCUUCUGUGGUAUCUUCGGCAGUUGUCCCUUGGCAGUUGUGGCUGCUGUGUUCUCUGAUAUCUGGGACAACCGCACCCGUGGUGUUGCCAUUGCCAUGUUCUCUUCGACGGUGUUCCUGGGCCCUCUCCUGGCACCUUUCAUCGGAGGAUUUAUCAACAUGUCCUAUCUCGGCUGGCGCUGGACCGCCUAUAUCCCCGCGAUUAUGGGCUUCGCCGCUUUCCUCAUGAACAUUUUCUUCCUGAAGGAGUCAUACCCACCUGUUGUCCUGGUGGCCAAGGCCUCAGAGCUACGUCGCCGGACCAAGAACUGGGGAAUCCAUGCGAAGCAAGAGGAAAUCGAGGUCGAUCUUCGAGAGCUAAUCGUAAACAACUUCUCUCGCCCGCUUCGACUGCUGUUUAACGAGCCGUUGAUCCUAGCUGUCACCAUCUACCUGAGCUUUAUCUACGGGUUGCUCUAUUGCUUCUUGACCGCAUACACUCUGGUAUUCCAGGGUGUUUACGGCAUGAACGCUGGUGUCGGAGGUCUCCCACUUUUCGGCAUGGUGGCGGGCCUGUUCAUCGCCGCAGCUUACAUCAUUAUCACUAGCAGGGCCUACAAUAAGAAACUCGACAUGAACGGUGGUAUCCCUAUCCCUGAGUGGCGUCUCCCUCCCGUGAUAGCCGGUGGUGCUCUCUUCGCUGCUGGGCUCUUCUGGUUUGGAUGGACUGGCUUCAAUGGUACCAUCCAUUGGAUCGUGCCCACCCUGAGUGGCCUAUUUACUGGAUUUGGCCUUCUCAUCAUCUUCAUCCAACUGUUCAAUUAUCUGAUUGACACAUAUCUUAUGUUCGCCGCAUCAGCUAUCGCAGCAAACACGUUUUGUCGCUCAAUGGUGGCAGCCAGCUUCCCGCUUUUCUCACGCCAGAUGUUCAAUGGCAUGGGUAUCCAGUGGGCUGCAACGCUUCUUGGAUGCGUUGCAGCCGUCCUUGUUCCGAUUCCCAUUGGAUUUUACUUCUUCGGCAGGAGACUGAGAAUGAAGAGCAAGUUCGCGCCAUUUUAUGAAGCUGUCCAGGAAGGGCACGCGGCUGAGGAGGUCGAAGAACAGGCGGAGGGUACCGUGCACCGGCAAUGA